This is a messenger RNA of Acanthochromis polyacanthus (spiny chromis), 14879 nucleotides long. It is a transcript of the gene tmem151ba, whose product is annotated as transmembrane protein 151Ba. The record is from RefSeq and is a predicted model, not a curated record. Lineage: Eukaryota; Metazoa; Chordata; Actinopteri; Pomacentridae. The transcript has 2 exons. The coding region runs from base 4720 to 6843 and encodes 707 amino acids. Gene Ontology annotation, molecular function: catalytic activity.
CCCCAGACACACACACACAGACGCGCGCGCGCACACACACGUCAACUACAAGAACGUAGUAAGAGAAAUUUUUUCAAAAUAAAAGUAGGAAAUCAACACAACCUGAGAGGAUGUUUAAUCUCAUGCCGUCUCGUACAAUAUUACACAUUGUCAAUCUUACUUUUACACUGUGCAAUAUUACCAUUCUGUACAUUCUGCUGCUUUUAAUAUACUUACUGUUUUUUAUUUUUAUUUUAAUGUAUGGGUCAUUCCAGAAUUGGGGACAUUUGGGCUUAAAACAAAUCCUGUCUUUUUUCAGUUUUCUGCUACAUAUUCAUCAAUAAUAGGUAAACUAUUAAAGGCUUGAUUGACUCACACUUACACACACAUCAAUGGUACCAUUUUCAUUCCAUAUUUUAUUUGAUGUUUUCUACCCCUACUCUAGUCACAGUAACACGGUUGCUAAUCCAUGCUAAUGUUAGGUUUUUCUCAGGAGUAGAAGCUAGAUAUUUAGCUAGCUGUUACUGCUGACCAAUAGGACAAACUUACUGAUGGGAAAAAGUAAAGAAAAAAACGAAAAAGAAUUUGUCUUGUCCUGAUAGCAUAAGAUAGAGUGAGACAUUCAAUCAAGAAUAAUAAUGUUAUGAAAAUAUGAAAAAUAGAAGAGAGGAAAUCACUUUGCUCUAACCAUUCUUUUGGAAAGCUGUUUGAUGAUGUUAAUUCCAGGGUUUAAUGUGAUUCAGUGUUUUCUUCUUCUACCAGCUAAAAAGGUUUUUGCUGACAGGGUUGUUGUGGGACACGUUCCUUGCAUAAUAAUUAUUUAAAAUAUUAAGUUGUUAAAAAUGUUUUCCCACACCUUACAGAGACAUUAAUGAAAAAAUAAUACAAGAAAAAGGAGAUUUUGGUUUCAUUUUUACUGUUUUAUUUGAGAUUCAGUUUGGUCUUCAGGGGGUGGGGCAAGAGAAAAUGGUAUUUUGGGGGUAAUCCAGGCUUAUUCGGUAUUUUAAAGAUAUUUUCAAACAUUCUUUUCUCCUAAUGUCUUUUAGAUUUUGCCUUAAGACGAGUACAUUUACACAACAACUGCAUGUUUUAGCAUUUAGUACAUAGAUUAUUAGAAAUUUGAUAGGUAAGAUGUAGAAUCUUAUUGCUGUACCUGCCAAACAUCCAAUCCGGCCCACUUUUCAAAGUGUGAAAAUUACAGAGAAGACAUUAACUGCAAAUUGUUAAUUUGUAAAACUAAAUUUAAAAUAAAUUCUAGACCUCAACAAGUUGUGUUGAUCUUAAGUAAAAUACUAUAUUGUCCAUUGUUCUUUUGUCAUUUUGUGUCUACAUUGUGGCUCAUUUUUGAAUUAUUUUGUCUUGUUUUUUAUUUUUUGUCUUGCUUUUGUCUAUUUUGUCAUUUUGCUUCUCAUUUUUGUCAUUUUUUUGAUUUUUUGUCUCGCUUUUGUCAUUUGUCCAUUUUUUUAUCAUUUGUUUCUCGCUUUUGUGAUUUUUUUUGUCUCAUUUUUAAAAUAUUUUGUCAUAUUUUUGUUGUUUUUCAUUUUUUUUGUUUGACCUUUGUCAUUUAUGUCAUAAAGUAAAAUACUAUAUUGUUCAGUUCCAGAUACCUGUGACUAAGUUCCAUGCCUUUGUAUAUACACUGUGAUCUGUUGUAAUGUGUAAAUGAUAAACUAAGGCAUAAUGUUGUUAGAAUUUAACUUACUUUCUUAAGAUAUUUCAGGUUGUUCAUCAUGUUUUGUAAAAACAUAGUUCAUCAACUGUAAAAAAAAUAUUUAGAAUGUACCUUUUUUGUACUUGAACAAAGUGGAAAUAUUUGGAUUUGUGGUCAUUUAUAGGUUAUUAAGCUGUGAUUUUACUGGUCCAGCCCACUUGAGAUAAAUUUGCCAUCUCCGACACUUUUAUGGACACUACUGCUUCUACUACAUCCACUGCAACCAUUCAUACUGUUACUGGCAGCAGGCCUUUCACCCACCCACCUUUUUUGUGUUUUUUCUUUCUAUUACUCGUUUUUAAUGUGCCCCUCUUUGCUCAUCUAAUUGCCCUUCAGGGAUAAAUAAAGUUACACCAUUUAGUGUUAAAAUGCUUUAGUUUAUAAAGUAACUUUCCUGUUAAACUCAACACAUUUGAAGACCUCAUAUUGUGGCUUUCCAGCAAAAUAUUGCAAGUCCCCCAUGUCCUUAGAAUUUGUCUUCAAUUGUUCAGCUCAAAAUAGGACAUAGGUUAUUCAUUUCAGUAUGACUGUACAAUCCCUGGUCUUAAAUCAAAAUCAAAAUGUACUUUAUUAAUCCCAAAUCAAACUGAGGUAUCCAGCAGCACAUUACACUGCAAAUAUACAGUACGGCACAGUAGGGUAUAAAAACUGUAUAAAAUAUAGUAGAACAGUCUGCUAAACAUAGACCAAGCCCAAGCUCUUCAACUCUCCCCGGUUGAGGGGGACGAGUUGAAGAGCUUGGACUUUGCAUGGCUCUGGGGACAAAGGACUUUCCGAGUCAGUCUGUGGAGCAUUUUAGCGACUGUAGCCUGAACGUGCUCCUUUGUCCAUCCAAAGUGCUGUAUAGGGGAUGGUUGGGGUUUAUGUAUGAUGCACAACAGCUGGUCGAGAGAACAUCGUUCAGCUACCAUGACCACAGUGUCCAGCUCCCUCCCCACAACUUUUCUAGCCUUGUUGAUCAGCUUGUCGAGUCUGUUCCUGUCCCUGGCUUUUACACCCCCCGCCCCACACACACACAGUACAGCAUAGCAGAUUAUACUUGAGACAGACUGGUAAAACAAGUUAAAUUGUUCACUGCAGACGUUGAAGGACCUCAGCCUGCAUAGCAGGUACAGCACAUUCGUAUUUGCAGACCAGUCUGGUUUGUCAUCCAGGUGUAAACCAAGGUACCUGUAGGUAGGAACCUUCUCUGCGUCACAGGUACCAUUGUGGACCAAUUGAUCCAUGUUAUAAAUGGGCACUUUCAGUUUCACUGUCUGCGGCUUAGAAUACAGUUAUGGUAAAUGAGCCUCACUUAGAUAACCUUGGCUCAGUUCUGUAAAGUGUUUUACAGUGUUUCUCAUUGACCCGAUCACACUCGCAGAGGAGCAGCCAUUCAAGGUGCUCACCUACCAUUGGGAGUAACUUGGGAUUUAGUGUCUAGCCUAAAGACUCUGCAGCACAUGAAUGGGGUUGGGAUUGAACCAGCAACCUCACAUUUAGUGUCUGCAUCUCUAGUGUGUGUAUCAGAAUAUGACUGAAAUAAAGAGGAAGUGCUCAACUACCUAACAGACAACCCACUCUGAGUCAUGGCCAAGUUAUGCAGUCGUACAACAGAAAACAUUGGGCUGAGUGUGUGACUCCAGGACUUUCUGUUGCUUCCGUGUCGAUCAUUUGACAUGGAAAAAAAAUCACAGAAUUCAUAGCACCACUUGGUAAAUAGUUGUGAAGUGACUGCAAGUUCACAUGUCCCAGUAGACAGCAAUUCAUUCAUUAUUUCAUACUUGUUUUGUUUGACAGAAACAGACAGAACAACCUCUUUGAAUUUAUUUGAGCUAUACAAUUUCACCUACUCGGCCUGACCUGUGACAAUAUGAUCAAAGCUAGUAGUAAGAAUAAACCACAUUACUCAGAGAAUGGGCUAACACUUCCUGUUGUUGUGUGGACACUGGUAUUAAAAAAAAGAACAGAGAUACAAACUGACUGUUGCUUGUUCACAGUCCAGCACUAAGUUGUGAAUGAGGUCUAUUUUAUGGCCCAGGGAGUAGGUGAUUGAACCACUUCCACCUGCUUGCUCCAGUACAGCUGAUUGCUGAUGUCAGACACCUGCCGCCUCCUGCUCAGCUGCACCUGCUGAUUAGACUUAGGGAGAGGAGGGGGAGAGCACUGCAGCUAUCAGGAGCCCGAGGCUGCGGGUGUGACAAAGAGUAGCAAUGGCCUGAAGCAUAAUGCAAAACAUGACCAAGUUAGGGACAAGUAAACUUCCUUCAUCCCUCAAGGUCAGACUACUGAGAUCAACAGCCUUUGCAGUGGCAUCAUAUGACUCCAAAUCCUGGACUUUUGAAGUUAAUAGAUAAAAAGAGAUUGGAUUCUUUUGAAAUGUGGUGCUAAUGCAGGAUCCUGAGGACACCAUGGACAGACAAGAGAACAAAUGCAUCUGUACUCAAGGAGCUUGGAGUCGAAAAAACACUGUUGGCUAACAUCAUCGCAAGGCUACUUUGUUCAUGCUACUAGACAUCACUGCCUUGAGAAACAAUCAUUCAAGGAAUGGCUAACAGAAAGAGAAAGAGAGGUGGACCGCAGCAAGUUAGCUUGACAACAUCAGAGAUCACAGGAACUGGAAUUGCAGAGGCUACGAGAGCUGCUGCUGACUGUAGACGCUCUCUCAUUCGAACCACACCGGCAUUUACUUAUGCCACUUGACUUUAGAGAGAGAGAGACAUUUAAAUCGAGAAUAAUAUAAUUAUAGAAAUUCAUGAAUUAACCACCAAAAAUUAAUUAAAUUAUAUCCUCAAGACCACUUUAGUGUGGGGAAAACUACGUGAUUAAUCUUAUCUGCUAAUAAAAAUGUAAAGUUAUAACUGAUUACAAACCAUCAAACAAUCGCUGCAACCCAAAAUUAUUAUAAUUUCAAAAUAUGACAAGAUGAAAAGCAAUGUAGCCGCAAGGGGACACAAGCCAGUGUCUUAUUGUGCUGGGCCAAAGCCCGGAUAAAUACAGAAGGUUGUGUCAAGAAGGGCAUCCGACGUAAAACUUUGGCCAAAUCAAACAUGCGAAUCAAAUGUAUGACUUCCAUACCGGAUCGGUCGAGGCCCGGGUUAACAACGACCGCCAUCGGUGCUGUCGACCUACAGGGUGCCGGUGGAAAAUGGACGACUGUUGGUCGAAGAAGGAGGGGAGGAAGGUGUGUUUGUAGGAAGAGAGAGAAGAGGAACACCAAGAGUCUAGGACUGAGAGUAGGGACUUUGAAUGUUGGAACUAUGACAGGAAAAGAUAGAGAGCUGGUUGACAUGAUGCAGAGGAGGAAGGUGGACAUACUGUGUGUCCAGGAGACCAGGUGGAAAGGUAGUAAAGCUAGAAGUUUAGGAGCAGGAUUCAAGUUGUUCUAUCAUGGUGUAGAUAGGAAGAGAAAUGGAGUAGGAGUUAUCUUGAAGGAGGAGUUUGUUUGGAAUGUCCUGGAGGUAAAAAGAGUUUCAGAUCGAGCGAUGAGCCUGAAGCUAGAAAUCGAAGGUGUGAUGUUCAAUGUUGUUAGUGGGUAUGCUCCACAGGUAGGAUGUGAGCGGGAGGAGAAGGAGAAAUUCGGGUUGGACCUUGAUGAAGUGAUGCAGAGCAUCCCUAGAAGUGAGAGAGUUGUCAUUGGUGCAGACUUCAAUGGACAUGUUGGUGCAGGAAACAGAGAUGAUGUAGCUUCUUUGUACUUUUCCCCUGAAGGGAAACCCCAAAAGGAAAAGCAGCUUCCUCAGAAACAGUCUCUGGCUAAAUCCUUGUGUCAGGAAACCCACUGGAAAUGCCUGCUACUGUCCCUGCUGAUGUACGGCUGUGUCGGGGUGACGGCCUGGUGUCAGGUGACCAAGGUCACACACCUCUCCUUCAACAGUGCUUACAAAGGGAAGUCUAUGAUGUACCACGACAGUCCCUGCUCCAACGGCUUCAUCUACAUUCCUCUGGCCUUCCUGGUAAUGCUCUACGUGGUAUAUCUGGUGGAGUGCUGGCACUGCUACACCAGGAACGAGAUGCAGUACAAGGUGGAUGUGGACAACGUGGCAGAGUGCCUACAGCGUAUGCAGCAGGCUACGCCCUGCAUCUGGUGGAAGGCCAUCAGCUAUCAUUAUGUCAGGAGGACACGGCAGGUGACCCGUUACCGCAAUGGAGAUGCCUACACUACGACACAGGUUUACCAUGAGAGAGUGAAUACCCAUGUAGCUGAGGCGGAGUUUGACUAUGGGAACUGUGGGGUUAAGGACAUCUCAAAGCACCUGCUGGGCCUGGAGAGCUUCCCCAUCACUAGGCUGAGGUUCACCAAGUGCUUUAGCUUUGCCAAUGUGGAGUCAGAAAACUCCUACCUGACCCAGCGAGCCAGGUUCUUUACUGAAAAUGAGGGCCUGGAUGAUUACAUGGAGGCCCGAGAGGGGAUGCACCUAAAGAAUGUAGACUUUAAGGAGCAUAUGAUUGCCUUUCCUGACCCCCACCGACUCCCUUGGUAUGCUUCCAACUCCACUUUUUGGGUAGCAGCUGCUUUCACCCUCUCCUGGCCUCUGCGGGUGCUGACAGAGUACCACACUGCCUGUGUGCACUACCAUGUGGAGAAGCUGUUUGGCUUUGACUAUGUGCCAGUAACGCCAUCUGAAGAGCGGUCAUAUUGCAGACGCAUCCCAAGAGUCAAUACAGUUGACAGCACGGAGCUAGAGUGGCACAUCCGCUCCAACCAGCAGCUGGUGCCCAGCUACUCGGAAGCAGUUCUCAUGGACCUGAACCAGCUCACAGGGAGGUGUAACAGCUACUCCGUAUGUGGAAGCUAUGGUAGCUACAGGCAGAACUGUGAACGCUGCCACCGUGCCAUCAGCAGCUCCUCCAUUUUCUCUCGCAGCGCCCUGAACAUCUGCAACACGGGGAGCCCUCGCAUUCCCUUCAGCGCCAGUCGCUUUUCAUUGGGUCGGCUGUAUGGCUCCAGGCGAAGCUGCCUGUGGAGGAGUAACAGGAGCCUGAAUGAGCAGUCCUACCAGACAGAAAGUACACUCUGUCUAUCAGGCCAGCAGACCAGUGAGGACAACCCCCCAGCAUAUCAGGAUGCUCUGUACUUCCCAGUCCUUAUUGUACAUCGCAAUGAAGGCUGCCUCAACCAUGACCACCGCUCUUUGCACAGAAAUGGCUCCUGUAUAGAAACAUCACUAUGAUUCACAGCUGCCACACUUAUCUAAGUAUGGAAUACGAUGACACAAGAGAAGGCAGAGAAACCUCAUGGACCCUGGGCUGGGAUAACAUGGAGUCUCGAUUCUCUGUUUCACAAGAGGUAUAACCAAGGAUUCAUUCUGAUUUUUAAAGAAACUGUAGCCUCAAAUAACAACAAGGACAAAACACAAUAUGCCUGGCAAUUUGUCAUGGUAUAUUCAAUAUGUCAGGGAAAAAGAGACUCGAUGAGACUGUUGUUCAAAAUACGAUGUGGCUUUAAAAGAUCAUGCUCCCAAAGUGUCACAUGCAGCCCUGAAGCGUCUGAAGAGAUGAAUAUCCAUGGAAUAGCAAAGGAAGUCAUGUCCCACUGUAGAUGCUGUAUUUCAAGAACUUAGUCACAGACAAUUUGCAAAGAUAUGAGUAACAUUUUCUAGAAUUUUAAGCUCAAAAGUCUGGAGACAUACACAUCAUUUGAUCAUGUGAGUUUAGUGAAUCACUAGGGGCAAUGCAAAGAUAAAAAAAUAGAACACAUGCCUUAUGGCACUUACAAAAUGAAGCUGCCAUAGACCAGAAUAUAAGAUCUAAACAUCUACAUGUAAUAAAUUUACAUACUGGCCAAAUUAAAUAUGUUUACUUAAAGUCAGAACUCAAAGAAAUUCAUUCAAAAUUUAAUUUCCAUAAAGUAAAAGUAAAUGUCUUGGUGCAGAUCAACUAUCCAGUCAGCGGAAAUUGCCUUGUUUGCAAUGACAUUAUACUCCCUGGCUUGCCAAAUAUAGCACAGGAGGAGCAUGAAUAAUUUAGUGCAGCAGAACUAAAGGACACGAGAACUUAAAACCAAAUCAUUAACACUUCUUCAGACUGUUUCAACUGUACAUUUCCAAUAGUGGCCAACUCCUUAGUAAUAAAUCUCACUGUAAUAUUAAUAGAGCAGUGUCAUCUAGUUUAAAAUCUUUAAGAUCCAUUUAAUUUGACAUUUGGCAAUAUUUUUUAUUCAACCUACCUCUUUAUUUAAGUGCCUAACAUCAACUGUAACUGAGAACCAUAUCCUAUCACAGCCUCAAUCUUCCCAACUCAACAUCUUACAAUUAAAAACAAGCAGAACGGCAACACAGAGUAUAUAAUGUAUGAAGAAAAAAUAUUUGUAGUACCUGAUCUCAUAAUUGUUUAAAAACCCAAGUUUUAAAAAUUCCUGUCCAAAUGUUUUUUUAGAUGAUUUUACUCAUAAUGUGACAUCAGUCUUUUACAGCCAGCUCUGUGCUGCUGCUGCUGCUGAUGCUGCUGCUGCUGAUGCAAAUCAAAGAGACAGCCAGAGAGCCAGCCAUGAAAAACACUAGAAAUAGGCCUGGAUUCAGAUUUGUCAAAUUUAAUAAUAUGACAUGAUUACAUUAAAGAAACUCAAAAAUACUUCCUACUUGAGUGCAUGCGGUCUGUUUUGGUAGAUUUAGUUUUACAGUCAGGGCAUACACAAUAAUUGGUGCAAUGUUUAAUGCAAACACUGCUGAAAAGCAGGCAGAGACAUAAAAUAUAUUCAGAAGCAUGAAAUUAGUUAUUUUGGAGUGCAAGGAAAAAUGAACAAGGAUGGUUGACAGACCAUUUUCUGCCAAUACGACCAUUAGAAUCAUUGAACACAAUGAAUCCUACCUGUGCUCAGACAUUUUGUGUCAUGAUGCCAGGUGUGGUCUUAAGCAGUGGACUAUCUUAGUAGCAAUACUGAAUAGGCUGCAAAUAGUUAAAGGAAGUAAAACGUGUCAAAAAGCAAACAAUGUCAUUAAAAAAAAACACAGAUUUUAUGAAAGCAUACAUUUUAUUAGGUUUAGAAUAAGAUCAGUUAUCACCGUUUUUCACAACUCAAAGUCGUCUAUGCAAGCCCCCAAAUGCAGAAUAGUUUUCACUUACCUGAGGGUUGUACUAUAAAGUGACAUUAGUGGGUUAGCGAGGUAUAUUUAGUCUGAAGUCAGAGUUUUCAGUGUCACGAAGGUAGCCAUCUCUUAAGCUGGUUAGAUCUCCAUGGUAACUGAUGCUGUGGAGCUAACCUGGUCUGAAGCAGGUUGUCUUCAGGGUUUAAAUCAGCUGUAAGAAGCCUUUACCAAAACGUUUCCUGAUGAUUCUUCAUGAGCGAUACAGUUUAUCAGCUGAGACAAUAUGUUCUCUGUUAAGCUGUACCUUAUAAAAACCACUGAAUGAAGCCGUGUAGUUACGCUGUAUACAUCGUGCAGCUGGUGAUGCAGAAAUCACAUAAACAUGUUUUUAGUUUUGGUCCUGAUUUGCUGCCAAGUUCACGUACUACAGCUAAUGGAACACAAAUUAGAAAAUGAAUUGGUCCAUUAGCAUUUAUUACAAACAAUCUUCAAUCAUUAACAUUAAUUUCACAUUGAUUUGGCCAAAAGUUAAAGUAAUAUUCUGUACUAUGGGACUGUGUCAGAUUGAAAUGCACUUGAAUAAAAUGUGCAUAAAUACAGGAAGUCGCUGCUACUGCUCUCUAUUAAAACAACCUGUUGACUGAAGCGGCUGCACAUGAUCAUUUCAGUUUGUGCAGGAGAAGAGUCACAUGACCCGUUAAACAUCCCCUUUUAUGUGAAUGUGCAAAGAGUCUUAAGCAGUAAGCCUAAACCCUAACCCUAUCUGUAAAUCUAAGUUUUUGUGACGUCUUUGCUUCAUGUCUGUAUUUAUGAAAAUACAUACAGUUGACUAACUCCUUUCUCUUUAAAAUGUCAGUGAUGUAGUCUUUAAAAUAUGCAUUUUUGUCACAAAGAACUACCGUGCAUUUUGGUUUCUUCAGGUUUUCUGGAAAUAUACAUACCGCGAUGCUAAUAUCUGGUUAAAUGCCCCUUGGCCAUUUUCACCUUAUAUUUGUGCUUUUGGUUGUUGUCCACAACCUUCUGGCUAGCUUCUUGUUGGUAUUUUUGACUACACUUCUUGACAGAAUUAGUAUAGCUUAACUAAAUUUGCUGGCUUUUUGACACUGACUUGUUUCUUCAUCACAGUCCACAGGUUCUCGAUGGGGUUUUAAUCAAUAAUUGAAGAGGGACAGGUUCAUUCUAGCCUGGUGUAGCCAUUUCUCACCAGUAUUUUUGAUGUAUAUUUUGGGUCCUGGUCUUGUUGGCAGACCCAACUGAGUCCAAGACCCAGAAUUCUGGCCAACAAUUUUUAGGUUUUUCUUGAAGAACGUGGAGGUAAUCUUUAGCUUAAUCCUCUUUGUCACCAGUGGGACACACGACAUGGAACAUCUGCCUCAAUCUGGUUCUGUCUUUGCCUUCAUAUUGUGCCUUGCCCCAUGUCAGGCCCAUCUCCUUUAGCUCUGUUUUAACAGUUUGUCACCAGGUUUGUUUGUUUGUUUUUUUGAUACAGCCUGCUUUGUGUUUACCAGGUGCUGUCCAUCUCAAAGCUGUCAUGGGUAUACAGUUCUGGUCCAUUCAAUAGACAUGUCCAACCAUCACAAACAUCAACACCACUGACUGGCUCUUUGCCUUUCUGUACAGAUCCUGAUUUUAAAUGCUUUCAGACCAGAAUAUGUGACAGAUCUUUAAGGGACCUAUUGUAGAAGGCAUCAGUCUUGGUUAUAUUGUCGUUUAUCACACGCCACCACUAUGAGCCAUACAAAAGGACAGACCUGACAUUGUUGUUACACUGUAUAGUCUGACCUUCAUUCUCAGGCUAUACUGCUUUGACUUCCAGAAGGGCUAAAACCUUGCAAAUGCAUUGCAUACUUUCCUGAGCUUUGCUCUGAUAUUUCUUUGUGCUGAAUUGUCCUUGCUGACAAAACUCCCAGCUUUAAAGAGAGAGCAGCUGGGUCAUCAGUAAAAUCUAACUCUCCAAGUUGGGAAAGUCCGGCUGCCUCUAGGUCUGUCAGCUUCUGCAUGACCCAGUUAGUGGCAAGCUGGAAGAGAAUGGGAAAGGCGAUACAACCCAGGUGUACACUGGACUCUACACUGAUGAAUCAUACUUCUUCUUUAGUCCAUUUACUAAACAUCCCCAGUCCUAAUACUACCACCACAAUGCUUGACAGUAGGUUUGGUGUUCUUGCUGUUAAAGGUUUGACCUUCUCUAUUCCAAACAUAAUUCUUAUGAUUUUGGUAAAUAGCUAAAUUUUUGUUUGGUCUGACCACAGCAGUUUCCUCCUGAAGGCCUUUUCUUUGUCAAUGUAAUGAAGAACAAACUUUAGUGGAGCCUUAAGGUGACACUUAUGGGGUAAAGAUUCUUGCAUAGCAGCCUCUCAGUCCAUGGAGAUGUAAAACAUGCUUGACUCUGUUUGCACAGAUGAUUUGGGAUCUGCAGCAGCUUUGAAAUGAUUUGCUUUUUCAGAUCUAUGCUGAGCUUGCUGGACUUUCCUUUUGUAGCGUUUGUGGCUGAGUUUGCUGAGUGUAUCACACUGGCCCUAUAUAAACUGGAUCAGAGGAGCAACAGCUGUAGUCAGUCACAAUCACUCACAACAAGUUGAGAGGCUGUGACACAAAGAAAAAUAGAUUAACACAGCUUUCUACACACGUGGACAAAAUUGUUGGUACCUCUCAGUUAAAGAAGGAAAAACCCACAAUUCUCACUGAAAUCACUUGAAACUCACAAAAGUAACAAUAAAUAAAAAUUUAUUGAAAAUUAAAUAAUCAAAAACAGCCAUUACUUUUGAAUUGUUGAUUAACAUAAUUAUUUAAAAAAACAAACUAAUGAAACAGGCCUGGACAAAAAUGAUGGUACCUCUAUAAAAGAUUGAAAACUAUUUGACCAGAGUGACAUGAUUAACUCAGGUGUGUCAUUUAAUUGACAUCACAGGUGUUUCCAAACUCAUAAUCAGUCAGUCUGCCUAUUUAAAGGGAGACAAGUCGUCACCCUGCUGUUUGGUGAAAAGGUGUGUACCACACUGAACAUGGACAACAGAAAGCGAAGGAGAGAAUUGUCCCAGAACAUCCGAAAAAAAAUGAUAGACAAACAUCUUAAAGGUAAAGGCUAUAAGACCAUCUCUAAACAGCUUGAAGUUCCUGUGACAACAGUGGCUCAUAUUAUUCAGAAGUUCAAGACCCACGGGACAGUAGCCAACCUCCCUGGACGUGGCCGCAAGAGGAAAAUUGAUGACAAAUUGAAGAGACGGAUCGUUCGAAUUGUAUCCAAAGAGCCCAGAGCAACCUCCAAAGAAAUUAAAGGUGAACUCCAAGGCCAAGGUACAUCAGUGUCAGAUCGCACCAUUCGUCGUUGUUUGAGCCAAAGUGGACUUCAUGGGAGACGACCAAGGAGGACACCACUGCUGAAAAAAACUCAUAAAAAGCCAGACUGGAAUUUGCAAAAAUGCAUGUUGACAAGCCACAAAGCUUCUGGGAGAAUGUCCUUUGGACAGAUGAGACCAAACUGGAGCUUUUUGGUAAGGCACAUCAACUCUAUGUUCAUAGACUCAAAAACCAAGCAUACGAAGAAAAGAACACUGUCCCUACGGUGAAACAUGGAGGAGGCUCAGUAAUGUUUUGGGGCUGCUUUGCUGCAUCUGGCACAGGGUGUCUUGAAAGUGUGCAAGGUACGAUGAAAUCUGAAGACUAUCAAGGCAUUCUGGAGAGAAAUGUGCUGCCUAGUGUCAGAAAGCUUGGUCUCAGUCGCAGGUCAUGGGUCUUCCAACAGGACAACGAUCCAAAACACACAGCCAAAAACACCCAAGAAUGGCUGAGAGAAAAGCGUUGGACUAUUCUAAAGUGGCCUUCUAUGAGCCCAGAUCUGAAUCCCAUUGAACAUAUGUGGAAGGAGCUGAAACAUGCCAUUUGGAGAAGACACCCAUCAAACCUGAGACAACUGGAGCUGUUUGCUCAUGAGGAGUGGGCCAAAAUACCUGUUGACAGCUGCAGAACGCUCAUUGACAAAUACAGAAAUCGUUUAAUUGCAGUGAUUGCCUCAAAAGGUUGUGCAACAAAAUAUUAAGUUAUGGGUACCAUCAUUUUUGUCCAGCCCUAUUUCAUUAGUUUGUUUUUUUUAAUAAUUAUGUUAAUCAACAAUUCAAAAGUGAUGGCUGAUUUUGAUUAUUUAAUUUUCAAUAAAUUUUUAUUUAUUGUUACUUUUGUGAGUUUCAAGUGAUUUCAGUGAGAAUUGUGGGUUUUUCCUUCUUUAACUGAGGGGUACCAACAAUUUUGUCCACGUGUGUACAUCUGCAGUAUGUUUAUUUUUGACCCAGGACAUUCUGUCAUAUUUCCGGAGGAUCUAUAAUAAAUUUCUGAAAGAACCAAAAUCCUUGAGUGCUUCUGGUGACAAGAUGCAUGGGUUUCAUUGAUUAUAUCAUAGAAAUUUAAGAGUUAUAGGAGUCACUGGAAACUCAAGACUGCAAUGAUGUACGUAUACAGGGUCUUUACAAGUGUAUGUAUACUUUGGGUCACAACUGUUUCUUUUCCAAUGUUAGACUGAGAUGGCUCGGACAUGUCCAGAGGAGAGAGAGUGAAUAUAUUGGUAGAAGGAUGCUGAGUUUCCCACUGCCAGGCAGGAGGCCUAGAGGAAGACCAAAGAGGAGGUUUAUGGAUGUGGUUAAAGAGGACAUGAAGGGAGUUGGUGUGAGAGAAGAGGAUGCAGAAGACAGGGUUAGAUGGAGGCAAUUGAUUCGCUGUGGCGACCCCUGAAGGGAAAAGCCAAAAGGAAAAGAAGAAGAAGAAGGGGAAUUUUUGCAUAACUGGCAUUACUUGGACAGACGCUAUUUACCUAAGAUUUGUAAUUGUGCAAAUAAAAGAACAAUACAUUUUUUUUAAAAGAAAGUUUACAUCAUUGUAAUAAAAAACAGCAUUUGAGUCAAGUAGUAUGUAAGAAAGGUCAGCUACAUGUCACAUUACCUCUUCAAUGACUAAUCUAUAUGGUGCAAAUUAAAUCAGUGAUGUGCAAAUCUUCUACAAAUACAAGCAUGCAAACAGUACAAAGGAUUAAAAUGUACUGAAAUUUUUUUUUUUAAACAUUAUUUAACUUGUAGGAGGACACACUGGAUGAGCACAUUAGAUGAGAUUUACUGUGCCACUCUGAAAUCUUCACUUUUUUCUAAUUUAUGAUGAGCCAAAAAGCCUCUCUGGUGGCUUCACUGUGAUAUUCAUACAUAGUAAUGUGUAAGAAUAGAACAAUGUGUUUACCAGUGACAAAAACUAUGUAGGGUAUUGGAAAUUAUUAUAAAUCUGACUAAAAGGGUUAUAAUAUUUGCUCCAUAGACGACUGUUAGAAUAGAGGCUUUUGUCAUGCAAAGCCCUAAACCCUUUAUCAUGUCUGUUAGGUAGAUUGGGUUGUGAGGGUAUGUACUCUUUCACUCAGGAGUUCUUUUUCGGGUCAUCUUUUUAUAUUUAAAUAUCUUUGUGAUUUUUCAAGACUAUAGGGUAGAAACACUUUGCAUUGUAAAUAUAACAGAGAUGAGAGUGUAGAGUGACUGUCAAUGUGAAUCUUGCACUCAGAUGAAUGUGCAUCACACACUCACUUAGAGGUUAAUAGAGCAGGGACAUUUAGAUGUGCAGAUGUUCAGUCGUGAGUUUGUUCUGCUGCAGUGCAAUCUCUAGUAAUAUGCUAAAAGCAACACAGCCCACAGCUUCUUUUAUGCUGUUUUCAAUUUGAUAUUGUGAAUGGGUUUUGUUUCCUUUUAAAAACAUCUUAAAAAUAUUUUUAGCACACCCUUUGUAACUGCAAAUGCUGUCAGAAUAAUCUGACUGAUUAGGAUACUGUACAGCCAAACAUCUACAGUUUUGAGUGACAGCUGAGUCAUUGCUGAUAACUGACCUAAAUAACAUCAGUGCUCUGUUGCAGAUUUUUGUAUUUUUAGCAGAACCUACCUAAAGGAUAGCCUAAUCUUCAUGUUGUUCUAGGGAAUGACUAGGGACUUUGCAAAAUUAAAAAGUGGAUAAACAUGACAUUAAUUACAUUGAAGAUGUUUUUUGUUGCUGAUAAUCAAAUGAGUUACACUAUUAACCAGUAGAUAUAGGUAAAUGUGAAACAAAACAAGUCUGUAUGUAUUCCAUCACCACAAAGCUGCCUUGAUGUUACAUAAGGUCUAAAUACCAAAUAAGUGUAUCAAAGUGGGAAAUAAGAUCAAUAAAUUGAAAUAUUCAGGAAA